Molecule: messenger RNA, 312 nt
Organism: Echinostoma caproni
Lineage: Eukaryota; Metazoa; Platyhelminthes; Trematoda; Plagiorchiida; Echinostomatidae
Source: the annotation of a GenBank genome assembly
GUCUGUCCGAAUUAUGACAAACUGGUUGCCGGACUGUUGGCUGAUGGUCCAGAUGGUUUACAUCAUCACUGUUUCAUCACACCCGGGAUCCCGCUGAAGCCUAUGUUGGCACAUCCGACCCGGGGUGUAACCGAUGUGUUCAAACGGUUCGAUGAGUGCGAUUUCACUUGUGAAUACAAAUACGAUGGUGAACGUGCCCAGGUGCGAUUUUUGUUAUCUGAUCGUCGCUCAUAUCCGGCAGGAAUUGUUUAUGCUGUUUUUCCGCUUUGCCUGUUAUUCAAACAAACUUCCACAGAACGUAUUAGUAACUGA